AUUGAAACCUGGCAAGUCUGUUCUGUUCUGUGGCGCGGACAGAUCACUUAACAUCAAUGAAAGAUGAAAUUAAACAUUUGUGGAUUAACUAUUGGAACCACUGGAACAAUUCUAAAGGGAAAUGGUACGCAACAAUACAGAAAAGUUUGCCAAACAAGCCAUGGUAUAAUAAAGCAAUAUGUGAGUCGAGAAAAUUUAUUACAACUAUUAACAGGCUGCGCUUUGGACACUGUUUGGUUCCAACUCACUUGCAUAGGCUUAAAAUUUUGUCGAACGACAAAUGCAGAUAUUGCCAGACUCCGCAUGCAGACAUAAAUCACGUAAUUUUCUCAUGUCCUGAAUUUAACAUCCAGCGUCUACUACUAAUUUGCGAGUUGCAAGAUAUUCAAUCAGAAGACCAGAGCAAUUGUUUUCCCCGCCGCAUUGAAGAUUUUCUCUCCAACCCAUGCUAUUUUAAACCAAUUUAUAAAUAUAUUGUAAAUACUGUAGAUAAGAUAUAGAAUAAGACAAAACGAAUAUGUUAUUUGUUUUUCUUUAGGUUAUUUUUAUUCCAUUGUUUACUUUCUAUUGUUUCUAUCGUGUAUAAGCUUCUUGUUUCUAUCCUUCUAUCGCUGUCAAUGUCAUUGUCAAAAUUUAAGUUGUCAGUAAUCUGUGUCACGCAUCUCACGUUUGUAUUUUAUUUAAGUUUGUAUUUGUACUAUGUGUUCGGCUUUAUGGACUUGUAUCCUGGCUAUGUCAUUUGCUAAUAAAAAAAAAUAAAAAAAACUGGCGCGGCAUCAUAGUAUAGUAUUCAUUCAUAGUAAUCUGUGGGUGCGGCUUUGUUUUGUUAGGAUUUUUUAGUAAUAGUUCUAUUUGGACUUGGCUGUAUUUUUCUUCAGUCAAUUUGGUUCGAUUGGAGUUGUAAUUGUUUCGAUUAUCUUACGAAACUGAAAUAUAACGGAUUUCGAAAAUAGGUACUACAUUAUGAAUAAAUCAAAGACGGGCUUGUUUGCUCUAAGUUUUUACAUAUUUUCUUCUAUAUUUAUAAUAAUUGCAUUUGUGAGUCCUUAUUGGUUAGUAACAGAUGGAAAACUAAAUAACCCCAAGUUUAUUAAAAUCGGUCUGUGGGAAGUAUGUUUCAAUGGAUUUGAAGAAGUUCAUCAUUGGUAUGAUACAAUAUUCUCAGGAUGUUGGUGGAUAUUUGAAGAGGAAUAUUACAUAAUACAUGACAUUCUUUUGCCUAGCUUCUUCAUUGCUACACAGUUUUUCUUCACCAUUUCACUGUGUUGCGUCUUGGUUUCCAUGUUCCUGUCAUUUAUUUAUAUAAGGAAAGAAAGAGAUGAUGAUAACUAUGUUACAUUGUUGGUAACUCUGGGAACUGUAUUAGUAAUUGGAGGGUUUUCUGGAUUGAUAUCUGUUGUGACAUUUGGAGCAAGAGGGGAUGGACGAGACUGGAUGCCAAAUUGGGAGCAUAAUGAUCUGGGUUGGGCAUUUGCUCUUGGAGUAAUAGGAGUGAUAUUCUUGUUUCCUGCUGGUAUUCUCUUCUUAGUUGAAGCAAGAGUACAAAAAUACAAACGGUUGCAUGAAAUGCAGAGUCGUGAUCCAUCAUCUUACACAAUGCAUGAGAGAAAAAUGGGCUACUCAGGUGGACACACAGAUAUUUGAUUUUUUUUGACUUGUACACAAAUUUUAAUCCGUCCAUGUGUUGCUUUAAUGAGCUUGUAAGAUUAUUCUAUAGAUAAAUUAAACAAAUCUCAAAAGAUACUUAUUUUAUAAGAAUAGUCUUUAACUUGUCAACAGGAUAUCAUUCUUAUUAAUCUUGUUAUACUUUAUCGUAGUUGUGUACAUGGAAUUUUAAGUGAAUAUAUUAUUAUUUUUUUAAGAAUUUACAAUACUGAUGUAUUUGUCUUAAUUUUUUUUAAUAAAUUCACAUACCCAAGUUUUGAUUAUACACACCUAGAUAUAGAUACCGUAUUAACUGCACGGAAGCGCUGCAAAAAAAUCUUAUAGUAUACAGGGCGUUCCGCGGCUACCUCACAUGGAGGGAAAGUAUAUUAAAUUUUAAAGAUAGGAUAUUUUACUGAAAGAAGACAUCAUUUCAUUUUUAAUAAUAACUAGAACUGCAUUCACAAUUUUUUUAAAAAUCGUCUGGUACAACUGGGAAUCAAACUCGUGAAAUUUCGAAAAAAAAACGACAUAUUUUAUGUUAACCAUAACACAUACAUUUUCAAGCGUCUGUACCCCUAACACGAACCAAUAUCGAAUUCGAAUAGUUUGCGAGUGUGAAAUGUCAAUGUCAAAUUUUGUAUGGAAACUUAUACAGUAGCGCCACAAAGUACGUAAUGAGAACUAAAAAUCAGUACACAUUUGACAAUGACAUUUCGCACUCGAAAACUAUUCGAAUUCGCGAUAUUGGUUUGUGCUAAGGUACUUUCUUUUUUUCUGUGUUUUUCAUUUUAGUUAAAAACCGGGUUCUCUUAAUACAUUUUUACAAAGGGGAUCUAAAUACGGAAAGAUAUCUAGAAAUAUUUAGUAUUUUAAGAGGUGAGAUCAAUAAUCUUCCUGGUGCAAAUCGACGAAAUCUCAUUUUCUAGCAAAAUGGGGCUCAUAACAGUAGGAGAACUGCCGAGUUACUUAAUGAACACUUU
Chilo suppressalis (striped riceborer) is the source of this 2627-nucleotide messenger RNA. The record is from the annotation of a GenBank genome assembly. Lineage: Eukaryota; Metazoa; Arthropoda; Insecta; Lepidoptera; Crambidae.